Molecule: messenger RNA, 639 nt
Organism: Orbilia oligospora ATCC 24927
Lineage: Eukaryota; Fungi; Ascomycota; Orbiliomycetes; Orbiliales; Orbiliaceae
Exons: 2
Coding region: 1-639 (212 amino acids)
Source: RefSeq, a predicted model, not a curated record
AUGCCGUGUUGCAACUACUGCUGCCAAAAACCAUCCUUCGAGAGCCGGCGUCGAAUUUGCAGACGCAGCCCAGUGAACAACAGUAGACGACAUGGUCAUAUCUGCCAUGUUUGCGGAAAUGCCUUCUAUACAGCCCUCGAAGCCGACGAACAUUUCAAGAUUGUCCAUGGAUACUCUUGCAGUUUUUGCCAGAAGAAGUGUCGGUCCAGCGGGGGCCUAAAGCUGCAUCAAAAAAUCCAUCGAACUACAGUUUCGAACCCCCUCCGAGAAAGGAGCGAGUGGCUUGGGCAUGCGCAUGGAGGCAAUGACGGGGAUGAUGACGAUGGUACCAGAUAUAAUCCAGAGAUAAACCAACUACCAUCUCGAAGGCGCCGGUUUCUUGAGCGAGAACAGGAAAAUGAAACCCACGGCGAAACUGAGCCAAAUUCACCAAGCCUACCCAGCUCAAGGGUGUGUCAUAAUUGCUCUCGACCGUUUGGGAGGACGUCCGCAUACGUCCACCACCUUGAGAAUUCGCGAUGUGGACCAGGAGGGAUCAAAAUCUUCAGAAUUGUUAAGAGGUUGGAUCGAGACAACCUCAUCACUUGCCCCCCUUCUCUAAAGUAUACCCUUCUGAUACUAUAUCAAUCUCUCGUCUAG